This is a messenger RNA of Gigantopelta aegis, 1077 nucleotides long. RefSeq names its product growth hormone secretagogue receptor type 1-like. Gene Ontology annotation, cellular component: plasma membrane. Gene Ontology annotation, biological process: G protein-coupled receptor signaling pathway. The transcript has a single exon. Bases 1 to 1077 code for a protein of 358 amino acids. The record is from RefSeq and is a predicted model, not a curated record. NCBI's taxonomy places the organism in Eukaryota, Metazoa, Mollusca, Gastropoda, Neomphalida, Peltospiridae. Gene Ontology annotation, molecular function: G protein-coupled receptor activity.
AUGGCAACUGACAGUUAUACCAACAUAAUGGAAUAUAAAAUUUCAGAGGUUUUGUGGAAAUACAUGUCGCCAUGUUUGAUGGUAGUUGGUCUGGUGGGUAACAUCUUAGUGUUUGUCGUCUUGUCCAAGUCAUCAAUGAGACAAACAACAACUUCUUUGUAUCUGAGAUUCAUGUCUGUGUUUGACGGUCUCGUUCUGUAUACGGGACUGAUGCGAAAUUGGAUCAUUCAUCUGAUUGACUAUGACGUUCGGGAAUAUAGCCCUGCUGUUUGUAAGAUUCACAUGUGGGCAUCCUACUGGACAACUUACUGUUCUGGGUGGCUCCUGGUGUCGGUAACUUUGGAAAGAUGUUUCUCCGUGUGGUUUCCUCACAAGGUAAAGAUGGUGUGUACCAAACGAAAGAGUUAUCUUAUCAUUAUCAUCAUCAUUUUGGUUAUGAUGACGUUGAGCGGUCACUACCUUUACGGACGCGGGGAUUAUGUUGAGACGAUAGACAAUGACACAAUCAUCUUUCCAUGUGACAAUAUCUAUGACGAUUAUGAUGAAUUUGAAAUCUUCCUUUGGCCAUGGGUGGAUUUUUGUAUAUAUGGCCUUUUCCCGUCGACCAUUCUUACAAUAUGUAAUAUUUCUAUCAUAUACAAAGUUGUCUCCAGCAGCCGUCAUAUUCUUCACAACGAUUCCUCCGGUGGAACUAGCAUCCAGAACAGAUCUGUGUCAUCAAGAAGAAAUCAGGCAUCAUCUCUAACCGCCAUGUUGCUCAUCACCAGUUUUACCUAUGUCGUCUGCACGACGCCAUUUUGUAUCUAUAUGAUAUAUAUAAAUACGCUUGACUUUGAUAAAUAUGACAGACCUCAAGAAUGGGCAGAUACGGAACUUGUGUGGUUGGUGGUAAACAUGUUGCAGUACUCAAACAACUGUAUCAAUUUUAUUUUAUAUUGUAUUAGUGGAAAACGAUUUCGUGACCAACUAUGUGCUUUGUGUUCUCGCCGGGCACGACGUCAUCCUGAGAUCUACAGCUUACGCAUUAGCAGCGCAGGCAACAACACAAGAAGCAGCAAUGCUGAUUCUUCGUUUUAA